AUGGUUCAUGCCGACGUACCCGACGAUCCCACCGCCUAUAAGAGACAGGAGUACUGGGAGGAGCGAUAUGCCAAGGAAGAGUCCUUCGACUGGUUCAAGACCUACGAGGAUCUGAAGCCUCUGUUGAGUCAGCACAUCGCCUCCAAAGACGCAAGGAUAUUGAUGCUCGGGUGCGGAAAUUCCACUCUUUCGGAGGACAUGUAUGACGACGGAUACCACAACAUUGUCAACAUUGACUUCUCAAAGACCGUCAUCGACAACAUGACAGAAAAGUGCAAGGAUCGUGUCGGCAUGGAAUGGAUCGAGAUGGACAUCAAGGACCUCAAGUUUGAAGCCGGUUCGUUCGACAUUGCGAUCGACAAGGGAACCAUGGACGCAUUGAUGUGCGAUCGUGGAGAUGUCUGGAACCCAGACGAGGAGCUCGUCAGGACUGUGGCUCAGGAGGUCGACGAGGUUGUGCGUGUACUCAAGGUUGGCGGCAAGUUUCUGUACAUCACUUUUGGUCAGCCUCAUUUCCGGAAACGACACUUGGAGCGCCCAUGCUGGACCGUGGAGACUUCUACUCUAGGAGUCGCAUUCCAUUACUUUUUCUACCAUAUGAUCAAGCAGGACACGCCGUCUUCAUAA
This is a messenger RNA of Linnemannia hyalina, 627 nucleotides long. Lineage: Eukaryota; Fungi; Mortierellomycota; Mortierellomycetes; Mortierellales; Mortierellaceae. The record is from the annotation of a GenBank genome assembly.